Molecule: messenger RNA, 3228 nt
Organism: Linderina pennispora
Lineage: Eukaryota; Fungi; Kickxellomycota; Kickxellomycetes; Kickxellales; Kickxellaceae
Exons: 4
Molecular function (GO): nucleotide binding
Source: RefSeq, a predicted model, not a curated record
CUGCUGGUGGCAGUGUUUCUGCUGGUCAGCGGCAGCUACAUUUUGGGCAGGGGCCGGCCGGACCAGACGCGCGGGGUCGGGGCGAUAGUCGAGGCGGUGCUGCUUGUAGCGAGCGUUCUGUUCACGCUGUGGGUGCUGGCACGCGAGUCACGGCUGGAGGCACAUGAGCUGGACCGACGGCUGCGCGCAAUCGGGGCAGAGAUCCGCGGGUGGUCCGGCACAUACGCGGAGUUGCGCACGCCCCAGCUGCCGACGGUGACGGCCUAUACGGUUCUGCGGGACGGCGUAUGGCGGGAUGUGCCGACGCUGCUGGUGGUGGAAGGUGACGUGGUGGCGAUCGGAUUUGGCGAAGUAGUGCCGUGCUCGGUAGCGCUGCGCACAAGCAGCACUGCAGUGCAGGAGGACUUUGUGCUGGUGCGUGGCCAGCGGUUCACGCCCGACACAAUGCGGCUCGCGACAAUCGGCAGCCCGCGGCCCGAGGAGCGUUGGCGGCCAUGGGACCCUGCGACGAUUGGGUUUCCGGAGCUGGCCGGGCGCAUGCUGUUCUGCGUCCUGGAGACACCGCUCGGCAACCACCUGGAGCAGAUCGCGAUACACCAUCGGCGGACCGGUCGCUCAGUGCUGCAGAGCCAGAUGCGGAUCGUGAUCCGGCUGUGUGCGCUGCGGAUCCUGCCUGUAGUUGCGCUGGUCGCACUGGCCACCAACCUGGUCAUGUAUGGCGUGGUGGAUAUCAGCCAGCGGUCGUUCCGGUGGAUGGGCGUCGAGGUUGUGCUGGCCAAGACCGCGUAUGUCUUGUUUCCCUUUGCCUGCACCACGCUGUGGCCGGUGUUCUGGGUCGUGGCGCGCAUCUUUACCAACGCCACCGAGGUUGUGCUGUUUGAUACGCUGCAGCGCAGCAAGACCGACUACGAGGACAUGGAGCAUAUCGAUGAAUUUGAUGUCGAGGCAUUGCCACCGACCAAGGACGUUGUAGUUGGCUUUGGACCCAUCUGGACGCGCAUGCGGUGGCUCAUGACCAACUGCGACUACCGCAAUCUGUCACGCUCCAGUAAUCUGUCCGAGACGCUGGGCAGCAUCACGGUCAUCUGCAGCAUUGACAAAGAGGGCACAAUAGCAGAGCCAUUCUGCUCGCCGGAGCAGGUGGUUGUACCGGACAGGACCGACGAGUACGCGAUCCUGGACUUUGCCGAGCAGUUGGUCGGCACCGACAGGAUCCCGUUUAUUAUCGACGAGGGCUGGGAGAAGUACUUGCCAGCGCUAAAAACCAUCGGGCUCAACUGCUGUCUCAACACUGCCGCCCAUGACUCACUGAAGCAGAAAAGCGACCCGACACACCGCCGCCGCGACUGCAUGCGCUACCACGGCAAGAUUCUGCCGUCGCAAGACACAUGUCUGUGCAAGGUCGGCCGCGCCAUUGGGUUUGCCCCCGAAGACGUGGCCAUGUAUCGCAAGCUGAAGGAGGUCGACGUCUUCGCACCGUUCCACCAGGCAACCGAGUCGACACACCAAAAGGACAUAUUCUGCGAGGCCAGCUUUGCGUCGAUGGUGUUUCGCAACGCCGAGACUCCGGAUGGCCUGCAGCUGUUCAGCAACGGCAACGUCGAACUCAUCAUGAACAUGUGCCUAGACUACUAUGACGGCACUGAGAUCAAGGCCCUGGAUGACCGCACCAUCUCGCAGUACUACUCGCUGUACCUGAACGCCCUGCAGCAAGAUCUCCAAUGUCUGGCCUUCUCGUACCGCCCGCUCAGCAUCGAUACCAAGAAAAUCCGCUGGGAUGAUACGCGGGUCAGCGGGCCCAGCGGCACUGCUGUCGACGAUGAUUCCAUCCAGCACCAGGAUGUCCCAGAGUACAAUCCGUCGUUUGAGGAAGAUUUCAGCGAGCACGAUGCGCUGUCGGAUCUGCCUGAAUAUCUUCAGCUGGAUGCGCGGUCCUUUGCCGCUCACCCAUCUGCUAAAGCAUCGCUGGUUGCCUCGGCAGCCAGUGAGCCUGAUCUCGACUAUCCGAAACCGAUGCUGGAUACCUUCAAUGACGAGGAGGGCUUCCUGCGCGAUGCUGUUUCCGAGCAGAUUUUCCUUGGCCUGGUUACCUUCGCCUAUGACCCAAAGACGGAUGUAUGCGAUUUCAUCGAGGAUUUGUCUAUCGCUGGCAUCCGGUUCGUGUAUUUCUCGCGAUCCAAGGGGCGCCAGAGCAAGUCGUUUGCAGAGCGGCUCGGGCUCGAGACCGACUGGAACACGUGCAUCUUGCUGAGCUCGCCUACCGACGAAACUGGGGAUGACGGGUAUGUUGAGGACCACGACAUAAAAGCGCGCCUGCCACGCGGCAUUGAGAACAUCCGCUCGCAUCUGGAAGAGGUCGAUGACAUCCCGCUGCAGAUAUCGUUGUUUGCCGAGUGCACGCCGGACGCGACCCGCGAAAUGAUCAAUAUAUUCCAAGAGAACGGCGACGUUGCGUGCUGUAUCGGGAGCGCGCUGAGGGACUCGAACACGCUGACCUUUGCUGUGGCCGAUCUGGCUGUCGGCGUCGAGCCGAUUCCGCACUUUAAUCGCAUCCUGUUCAAUGUUACUCAGUAUGCACUAGGUGCGGCGCUGACGUGCAUUCCAUGCCCGCUGUUCCUGCAGCACGACACUAGCCUGUAUACCCUGAUGCAGGUUAUCCGCGAGGCGCGUCGCCUCGUCAGCUGUAUGCAGCAGUGUGCGGUGCUGCUAAUCAUGGCGUGCCUGGUGCUGGUCCUGGUGAAUCUGAUCUCCUCGCUGUGUCUCCUGCCGCCCGCGCUGAACGGUUACCUGACCAUGUGGUGUUUGUGGGUCAUUGCGCCUAUGCUUGGUGCAUCGAUGCUCUUUGUGCCGCACGACGAGAAUAUCAUGUCGACGCUGCCGCCCAAGAACCACGGCCACCUGGCGGAUAUCCGGCGGUUCGCUGUGUAUGCGACCAUCCGGAUGCUGCCAGCUGUCGCCCUGACUGUGCUUGUAUACGUCACUGCAUUGCAGAAAACUAUGCCGGGCGUGUCGAGUCUGGGCAAGCUGUCGUCGGUGUUUGGCAAGCGCGACUGGAUGGAGCUGGACCCGAGCGAGCAGUGGGCGCUGCUGACUGCGCAAGUGUGCGCGAUGGUCGCACUGGUGUACAACUGCGUAUGUAUUUCGUCUACACUGAUGUUUAGGACGCGCACAUCGAUCGAGUUUUUGCCAUUCCGCAAUGUCGUCUGGUCGGUGUGCUCUGCGGUGUCC